This is a messenger RNA of Orbilia oligospora ATCC 24927, 1653 nucleotides long. RefSeq lists its product as uncharacterized. Lineage: Eukaryota; Fungi; Ascomycota; Orbiliomycetes; Orbiliales; Orbiliaceae. Gene Ontology annotation, cellular component: DNA ligase IV complex; nucleus. Gene Ontology annotation, biological process: double-strand break repair via nonhomologous end joining. The record is from RefSeq and is a predicted model, not a curated record. Gene Ontology annotation, molecular function: DNA end binding. The transcript is spliced from 4 exons. Bases 1 to 1653 code for a protein of 550 amino acids.
AUGGCUCCAACUACUAUAGCGGCUUGGGAACCCUUUCCCAUUCAGAGCGCCUUCAGUCCACCGCUCUACAUUCAGCGCCGAUUUACAACGACGUCUUACACGAUAUAUCUCACUGAUUUGACGUCGAUAUGGGCUGAAUCGUUGGAUCAAGGCGCCAUCUGCGAUCGCGCCGAGGACCGUAACUGCUCCAUCGACCCAUCUACAGAUGAUUCGCAGUUCCAAAUCCUGUUGGAGAAAUUGGCAGCGGGGGUAACAGGGCUGAACCCUUCUGUCACGGUAGACCUCGAAGUUCGAAGUGACACCUUUAAUAUCAAUACCAAAGAAAAGCUACAAGCUCCAUUACAGCCGCUAGAAUGGCGGUUCCGGUUAAAACUUCAGUCCGGCGCAGUCUUUACAAAGCAUUUUUCUUUACCGUUACUGUACUAUGGCUCUCUUUUAUCGCGGCAGACGAACAGUCUGUUAACGAUUAUCGACGAAAAGGAUGCGACUAUCGCACGGCUUUUGGACAAAUUUGAAGAGUAUAAAUUUGAUCUUAGUAGUAUAUUUCCAGGUUAUAAGAAGGGUAGGACGCCUCAGGGAAAGGCGAAGGGGUUGGUACCGUUCGAUAGGAAUGCCUGGCGGCAAGAGUUACAAGCUGCCGAGUUCGAAUCGAAGGCUUCGAAAGAGCUGGUGAAGACUACAUUCUAUCAACUAGCGAGGAAAGAGGAGAAGAUAGAGAUUUCGCUCCCAAAGGCACCAGAAGCCCAGUGGUGGAAAAAACUCUCAGGAAAAACAACAGUAAAGGGUGAGCCAGAGGCUGAAAGAACUCCAUUUACUACGCCGAAAAAGCCGCCGCCAAAGACUGUAAGGAUAAACACCGACUCAGAUGACGAUUUCCAGGCGCUUCCUUCAUCACCAAUCCGGGCUUCGGCGGUCGAACCAGAGGUUCCUACUAAGACGCCUCUUGAUGAUGAAACUACGGAUGACGAAGAUGACAAUCUGAUGAAUGUUAUCCCCACUGGGGGGUCUCGGUCAACCUCAACUUCACAGAACACACCUUUGCCCACGAAGGGAUCUGUCUCCCCUAUACGUUUGGAAACGAAAAGCACUUCGCCUAGACCUGCUGUGAAGAAGGAGCCACAGGACCGCCAAUCCAAGUUCGAAGAAAACUUUCGCAGCCAAAUGGGAUUCCUUGACUCACUUGUUGAAUAUGAUGAAACUACCAGUGAUUCUGAAACUGAAGCUCCCAAGCCAAAAAAAGUGGCACUUGCCGCUGGAAAAACAGGUGGUAUCAAGAAAACAAUCGGUGGUAGAAAGCAGGAACAACCCAAACCGCCACAAGAUGAUUUAGAAGACAGUAGUAUGCCUCCUGCAGAACCCAAGGUGGAAGAAGAAACAGAGGCUCCGAAACGUCUGGGAAAGAUCAAGGGGACAAUCGGAAGCCGCAAACCAGGCGCAGAGCCUGCAAAGCGCAAGGAACCAGAGCCAGAUAGUGAUGAGGAAAUGGUCGACCCGGAGCCAGAAGCACCGAAGCCACCGCCUAAAAAGAAGGCAAAAUCGAAAUCUCCUCCCAUUCAAGGCAUGGACGAGGACGCCGCACAAAAGCGACGUGAAGAUCUACAAAGGCAACUUGCAUCUAAAGCGGCAGGGAAAAAGAGGGGUCGGAAAUUCUAA